CGCCCGGCUCUUCGGGGAGACCGGCGCGAGCGGUACCGGAGCCGGCCGCGGUCCUCACUGCCGGGUACGGCCGUCCUCCCCGACCCGAGCUCGGCCGCCCGGCGGCUGCAGACAGCGGCUGACGGCCUUCCUUCCGCGCACACAGGCUGGGCUUGGCAGGGCAGGGUCCGCCGCCGGGGACUGAGGAUGGGGAAGUAGCUGCAGGACCCCGCACUGAGGGUAUUUUAAAGGUCUAUUUCUGUGGGAUGAGGACCAUUCACAGAUAAACAUUUCUGGAAAUCAUUUUGGGAUGCUUGAUUCGCCCUUGAAGUUAUGCGGACAGAAGUGCUCAAUUUUUCAAAUUAUAUCAGCUGGACCCAACAGUGUAUAUUAAAGUUCACUUAAAUUGGAACUUGUAAAAGAAAAGAGAAUGGGAGUCUGGUUAAAUAAAGAUGACUACACCAGAAACUUAAAAGGGAUCAGUUUCUGCCUUCUAAUAGUGUAUAUGGCUGUUUUAGUAGGUACUAAUCAGGAUUUUUACAGUUUACUUGGAGUAUCCAAAACUGCAAGCAGUAGAGAAAUAAGACAAGCUUUUAAGAAAUUAGCAUUGAAGUUACAUCCUGAUAAAAACCCGAAUAACCCAAAUGCACAUGGUGAUUUUUUAAAAAUAAAUAGAGCAUAUGAAGUACUUAAAGAUGAAGAUCUACGGAAAAAGUAUGACAAAUAUGGAGAGAAAGGACUCGAAGAUAAUCAGGGAGGCCAGUAUGAAAGCUGGAACUAUUAUCGUUAUGAUUUUGGUAUUUAUGAUGAUGAUCCUGAAAUCAUAACACUGGAAAGAAGAGAAUUUGAUGCUGCUGUUAAUUCUGGAGAACUGUGGUUUGUAAACUUUUACUCCCCAGGAUGUUCACAUUGCCAUGAUUUAGCUCCCACUUGGAGAGAAUUUGCUAAAGAAGUGGAUGGAUUACUUCGAAUUGGAGCUGUUAACUGUGGAGAUGAUAGAAUGCUUUGCCGAAUGAAAGGAGUCAGCAGUUAUCCCAGCCUCUUCAUUUUUAGGUCUGGAAUGGCCGCAGAGAAAUACCAUGGAGACAGAUCAAAGGAAAGUUUAAUAAGCUUUGCAAUGAAGCAUGUUAGAAGCACAGUGACAGAACUAUCAACAGGAAAUUUUGUUAACUCCAUACAAACUGCUUUUGCUGCUGGUAUUGGCUGGCUGAUCACUUUUUGUUCCAAAGGAGGAGAUUGUUUGACUUCACAAACACGACUCAGGCUUAGUGGCAUGUUGGAUGGUCUUGUUAAUGUAGGAUGGAUGGACUGUGUAACCCAGGAUAACCUUUGUAAAAGUUUAGAUAUUACAACAAGUACUACUGCAUAUUUUCCUCCUGGAGCCACUUUAAAUAACAAAGAAAAAAAUAGCGUUUUGUUUCUUAAUUCAUUGGAUGCUAAGGAAAUAUAUAUGGAAAUAAUACACAAUCUUCCAGAUUUUGAGCAACUCUCAGCAAACACACUAGAGAAUCGUUUAGCACAUCAUCGCUGGCUCUUAUUUUUUGAUUUUGGAAAAAAUGAAAAUUCAAAUGAUCCCGAGUUGAAAAAACUGAAAACACUACUGAAAAAUGAUCACAUUCAAGUUGGAAGGUUUGACUGUUCCUCUACACCAGACAUCUGCAGUAAUCUCUAUGUUUUUCAGCCAUGUCUAGCAGUAUUUAAAGGACAAGGAACCAAAGAAUAUGAAAUUCAUCAUGGAAAGAAGAUUCUAUAUGAUAUACUUGCUUUUGCCAAAGAAAGUGUGAAUUCUCAUGUUACUACACUUGGACCUCAGAAUUUUCCUGCUAGUGACAAAGAGCCAUGGCUUGUUGAUUUUUUUGCCCCUUGGUGUCCACCAUGUCGAGCUUUGCUACCAGAGUUACGAAAAGCAUCAACACUUCUUUAUGGUCAGCUUAAAUUUGGUACACUUGACUGUACCAUUCAUGAAGGACUCUGUAACAUGUAUAACAUCCAAGCUUAUCCAACAACAGUGGUAUUCAACCAGUCCAGUAUUCAUGAGUAUGAAGGACAUCACUCUGCUGAACAAAUAUUGGAAUUCAUAGAGGAUCUUAGAAACCCUUCAGUGAUCUCUCUAACACCCACUACUUUCAAUGAACUAGUUAAACACAGAAAGCAUGAUGAAGUCUGGAUGGUUGAUUUCUAUUCUCCAUGGUGUCAUCCCUGUCAAGUCUUAAUGCCAGAGUGGAAAAGAAUGGCCCGGACAUUAACUGGACUGAUCAAUGUGGGCAGUAUGGACUGCCAACAGUAUCAAUCUUUUUGUGCCCAAGAAAAUGUUCAAAGAUACCCUGAGAUAAGAUUUUUUCCCCAAAAAUCAAAUAAAGCUUAUCAGUAUCAUAGUUACAGUGGUUGGAAUAGAGAUGCAUACUCCCUAAGAAUCUGGGGUCUGGGAUUUUUACCUCAAGUGUCCAUAGAUUUAACACCCCAGACUUUUACUGAAAAAGUUUUACAUGGGAAGAAUCAUUGGGUGAUUGAUUUCUAUGCUCCUUGGUGUGGACCUUGCCAAAAUUUUGCUCCAGAAUUUGAGCUCUUAGCUAGGAUGACUAAAGGAAAAGUGAAAGCUGGGAAAGUAGACUGUCAGGCUUAUGCCCAAACAUGCCAGAAAGCUGGCAUCAGAGCUUAUCCAACAGUUAAGCUUUAUCAGUAUGACAGAACAAAGAAAAGUAUUAGAGAAGAGCUGAUAAAUGCCAGAGAUGCAAAAACAAUUGCUUCCUUCAUUGAUGGAAAAUUGGAAUCUCUCCAGAGUCAAGGAAAGAGAAAUAAGGAUGAACUUUGAUGGCAUUGAAGAAUUAAAAAUUGGAAAGAAAAAAGUCCAAACAGUAACAUCAGAAAAGAUACCUUUUGAGAAUGCUAUGUACAUUUGUGGUGAGAAUAAAUGAACAUAUUUUGGAUUGUAA
Messenger RNA from Dipodomys ordii (Ord's kangaroo rat), 2912 nucleotides. RefSeq names its product DnaJ (Hsp40) homolog, subfamily C, member 10 (gene Dnajc10). The coding region runs from base 410 to 2791 and encodes 793 amino acids. Lineage: Eukaryota; Metazoa; Chordata; Mammalia; Rodentia; Heteromyidae. Gene Ontology annotation, biological process: protein folding in endoplasmic reticulum. The record is from RefSeq and is a predicted model, not a curated record. Gene Ontology annotation, cellular component: endoplasmic reticulum. The transcript has 24 exons. Gene Ontology annotation, molecular function: disulfide oxidoreductase activity.